AUGGUCCGUAUCAAGAUGAAGGCCAUCGGCGGACCCGGCAUGUGGCGGCGACUAGGGCUACCGAGACCCGUUCCCUCUGACAGCGACGACGAAGCAUGGGACACCACUCCACCAGUCACCACCAGCACCGAAACACCACCGGCUACUGGAGCUGCGACCGGACGCUCCGACUCACCGGACGUCCAGACUUAUCGCCGGCGCAAAAGGGCGACGAUGAUCGAGCUACCACCUUCCUCUUCCACAGUCGCAAUGGAAACCCAGGGGGGCGAAACGCCUCAAGAAGACACCCCUUCUGCUACCCUCGACCAGAAACGACCAAGAACGCAGUCACCACCUCCACCGCCGAGCCUAGAGCCAGAACCAGAAACUCCCAUUGCCACACAUCCCGCAGGUCACGAGGAAAAUGAUUUGCCCAGUGACAUGCCUAGUGACAUGCCCAGUGACAUGCCCAGUGACUUGCCCAGCGAUUUGCCCAAACCUUCAUGCCCAGAUCACAUCACUCAAGCCCUGACAUUCAACAAGGCUUCUGAGCGUACCCGGCUGGACAAAAUUUCAUCUCUACCCUAUCAUCCAGAUAAGUACAUACACCAUGGUACCCUUCUCUGCAUUGAGACUCCAUCACCAGGUCCCAUCACACCACGCCUUGAGCGUAUUUUCAGAAAGAGGCCAACUAGUCAACUCACCAACACCCAGCAGACAGCCCCCACAGAUGCCCCAGCGGAUGAGACAAUGGGGAAUAUACGACCAGGACCAGCACAUGGAGCACCUCCAGCAGCCCCCCAGCAGGAUGCCCAUCAGCCCCCUGAAGACGCAGCCCCCAACUAG
Messenger RNA from Manihot esculenta (cassava), 825 nucleotides. Its product is annotated as cell surface glycoprotein 1-like. The record is from RefSeq and is a predicted model, not a curated record. The transcript is spliced from 2 exons. The coding region runs from base 1 to 825 and encodes 274 amino acids. NCBI's taxonomy places the organism in Eukaryota, Viridiplantae, Streptophyta, Magnoliopsida, Malpighiales, Euphorbiaceae.